UUAAUAUCUUAUCCAAUUCUGUCAGUUUUGUAUAAAAAAUAUAGAGUUUUGGACGGUUUUCAGGCUGUUUUUGGCCUGAAAUAUCCGAUCACCAUCAAUUCUUCAAUGUCAGAGUUUUUAAUUGAGAGAAAUUUAAUUUUCUCCCGGCAGUUGAUGAAAAGAGUCAGCGAGACUUGUCCGGAUAUCACAAGGAUAUACAGCAUCGGGAAAAGUUACUUGGGGUUGAAAAUGUACGUCAUGGAGAUUUCAGACAACCCCGGGCAGCACGAAGUAGGAGAACCGGAGUUCCGCUACGUGGCUGGCAUGCAUGGCAACGAGGCGCUGGGCCGGGAGCUGGUGCUGAACCUGAUGGAGUAUCUGUGCCAGGAAUACAAGCAGGGUAACCUUCGCGUCCGGAGGCUGGUCACCGAGACCCGGAUCCACCUGAUGCCCUCCAUGAACCCCGAUGGUUACGAGACGGCCUACAAGCUGGGCUCGGAGAUGUCCGGCUGGGCGAUGGGCCGAUGGACGUACGAAGGCUUUGAUCUCAACCACAACUUUGCCGACCUCAACACGCAGCUGUGGGAUGCCGAGGAUGCCGAGCUGGUGCCCCACAAGUUCCCCAACCAUUACAUCCCCAUCCCGGAGUCCUAUACCUUCCCCAACGCCACG
This is a messenger RNA of Thamnophis sirtalis, 651 nucleotides long. NCBI's taxonomy places the organism in Eukaryota, Metazoa, Chordata, Lepidosauria, Squamata, Natricidae. The record is from RefSeq and is a predicted model, not a curated record.